AUGGCCGAAAUCAUCCUCCGAACAGACAAUCCAUCGCGAUUUAAACCUCUCGGCAAGAACUGGGUCACAACAUUUAUAAAACGACGCCCGGAGAUCAAAUCUCGCUUUUCAAGGCGACAUAAUUACGAGCGAGCAAAAUGCGAGGACCCUCGAGUUAUACAAACGUGGUUUGAUCAGCUACAAAACAGCGGGAAUCGUCCCUUUUCAACCUGCGAGAGUGCUCGAAAAGUUGAAUAUUCGCCUUUCAACUCUUACACCUCCACCGAGCCGUGGCUCUACAAAUUCAACUCUAGCGACGCCUCAUACAGCAAAGCAACUGUAGAAAUCGGCUUCAUCGAUAAAGGAGAUGCUAAAGCAGGGAUCCCGCAGUUCCUCUACGCCUUCAAAACGCCUAUUCCAGAGCUUUUUUAA
This is a messenger RNA of Aspergillus affinis, 411 nucleotides long. RefSeq names its product transposase. Lineage: Eukaryota; Fungi; Ascomycota; Eurotiomycetes; Eurotiales; Aspergillaceae. The coding region runs from base 1 to 411 and encodes 136 amino acids. The transcript has a single exon. The record is from RefSeq and is a predicted model, not a curated record.